Molecule: messenger RNA, 939 nt
Organism: Trichosurus vulpecula (common brushtail)
Lineage: Eukaryota; Metazoa; Chordata; Mammalia; Diprotodontia; Phalangeridae
Product: olfactory receptor 5B12-like
Exons: 2
Coding region: 1-939 (312 amino acids)
Biological process (GO): G protein-coupled receptor signaling pathway; sensory perception of smell
Cellular component (GO): membrane
Molecular function (GO): odorant binding; olfactory receptor activity; G protein-coupled receptor activity
Source: RefSeq, a predicted model, not a curated record
AUGGUCUUUAUGGAGAAUGGCUCAGAGGUGAAUGAGUUUAUCCUUGGGGGAUUAACAGAUGCUCCAGAGCUUCAGCUCCCCCUCUUCAUAAUGUUCACUAUCAUCUAUCUCACCACUCUAGUGGGGAACCUGGGGAUGAUAGCUCUUAUCUUCCGGGACCCUCAUCUCCACACUCCCAUGUACUUUUUUUUAAGUAAUCUCUCUCUAGUAGAUUUUGGCUACUCCUCAGCUGUGACUCCCAAGAUGAUGGCUGGACUCCUCACAGGAGACAAGAUCAUCUCCUACAAUGGGUGUGCUGCACAGAUGUUCUUCUUCAUGGCUUUUGCUUCAGCAGAAAGCUACCUCCUGGCUGUAAUGGCCUAUGAUCGCUACGAAGCUGUCUGUAAGCCCCUCCAUUACACCACCACCAUGACAUCAAGUGUAUGUGCUGCUCUGGCCAUGGGCUCCUACGUCUGUGGCUUCCUGCAGUCUUGUAUCCACACAAGCUGCACGUUUAGCCUAUCGUUCUGUAGUUCCAAUGUAAUCCAUCACUUUUUCUGUGACAUUCCCCCACUCCUGGUUCUCUCCUGCUCUGCUAUCCAUUUUAAUGAGUUGGUGGUCUUUAUCUUAGGGGGGCUCACUAUCUUUUUUAUCCUUGUGGUCAUCUUGACUUCCUACCUGUUUAUUUCCAUUGCCAUCUUGAGAAUGCGCUCUGCUGAAAGCCGGCAAAAAGCCUUCUCCACCUGUGCUUCCCACCUUACAGCAGUGUCCAUAUUCUUUGGAACAAUCAUCUUCAUGUACUUACAACCUAGUUCUAGUCAUUCCAUGGACACAGACAAAAUGGCAUCUGUUUUCUAUGCCACAGUCAUUCCCAUGUUGAACCCUCUGGUCUACAGCUUGAGGAACAAAGAGGUCAAGAGUGCUUUCAGAGAAGCAACCUGGUGGAGAAGAUUUCAUUGA